Messenger RNA from Caenorhabditis auriculariae, 2724 nucleotides. NCBI's taxonomy places the organism in Eukaryota, Metazoa, Nematoda, Chromadorea, Rhabditida, Rhabditidae. The record is from the annotation of a GenBank genome assembly.
AUGGAACCUGCGUCACCGGUACAAAUGCGACUAGCUUUGGAGAAUCUCUGCCUCGCUCGGCCACUGAGCAGCGAAGAGUUCAGUCGGCCUUGCAAUUGCUCGACCUCCUCUCCUCGGACAUACCUCGCCGCGAUUGUUUUCCAAGGUACGUCUUCAAUCGCGCGGAUUACGGUAGAGCGCGAAAGUAGUGUGAUUUCGACGACAGGUUGAUUGGUAACCGCCGGCCGAGUAGAUUAUCCCCGCGCCUCGGAAGCGAAUUCAUCUGACAAUUUCCUCCUCGAAACUGGUCCCGUCGGCACCGUUAUAACUUCUUCUACGAUUUCAUCCGCCGCUUACCCUUUUGCGGUUACUUUUGUUCCUCUGGGGGGAAAUGAUGAGUUGGGUUUCGAUUUUAUUCCAUAAUAAAAGCCAGUUUUUCAAAAGGUCAACCGAGACUGAACAUCUGAUAGUAAGUCAGAGCAUCCGCGCUCUACGAACUUUUGGGAAAUUAUUCAUUCUUACACUUGAAUAAAGAAUAAGCAAAAUUCAAAUAUAUUUUGGUCUAAUCAAAAGACCGGAUUUUUUGCGAAGCUCUCAAAAAAGAUUACAAAUAAAAUCGAUUAGCAAAAGAAAAUGUCUCGUUGGUUUUCCUCAACUGACUUGAAAGACUUGAACUUUCGAUGGCUGUCGCAUUAGACGGUUUUGUCUCCAGCGAAACUGGUCGGUUGGCAGCUUCUUCGGCUUUUUUGGGGAAAGUGCAUUACUUAACCGGAAAUUACAGUAGCCUGCCAGGCAGACAGAUUGCCGCCUUCCGGCCAAUUUCCUUCUCUUCGCCUUCAAGGGACCCACUCACGUGUUUCAGAUGGAAAGGGCAGUGAUAAGUUUUGAAUUGGUUAAAAAAUAUAAGAUUUCUGAACGUCUAUUAUAUAAGUCGUGAGCAAUAAACGAGAAAGUGUGUUUCCUCUCAAAACAAAAAUGAUAAAUUCAAUGAAUGGAUGAUUUUUUUGCGGAUUCUCGAAAAAAAAAGGAUAUGGCAAAUUUCUCAAACCUAAAAAAACCGACAAAAAAAUCUUGUUCGUUUCUUAAUUUUCUCAUAUGAGCUAAUAAUUCAAAAAAUGAUUCCGACGUAAUUUUUGAAUUUAAAAUUUUUUUUUCAAAAACUUAUUGCACUGUGCUUUUUUCAAAAUAACCCUCGAAAAGAUGUUCCCAUGAGAACUGUGACCUCAUGAUGAAGGCUGUUCCAUUUUUAGUUCUCAGCUCUGUUUUGAACUUCUCAAGGAGUUUUUUUUAGUGCAUUCUCCACUAUCUUAGCUCGAACGAUAGUCUCCUGAGACAGUGCUGACCUCAUACGAGCUCUAAUCACCUCAGACUUUUCUGAGUGGGUCGUUCCCUGAGGUACUUAGUACUGCUCUCAAAUAGGAAGAAUUAUCAUUUCAAGGAAAAACAUUUCUUGGGAUUCUUAGAGGUAGAUUCUCGGUUUUUCACUAUAGGUGAUUGCAAACCAAACCUUAUUGAGUUAACUGCUCCGAAAUUCCUUAUGAAAAUAGUAAAUUUCGCAAAAAGGGUGUACAAAAGGAGUUAAUCUUUGACAUGGCACUUGAACUUUUGUGUGGUAAUCCUCGCGAUAAUUGGCAAUUAUGUUAGAUCUAGAGAGUGAAUUCAGAAAUUUUGUAUUAAUACAAAUCGAGAAGGACCUUGUGAGAAGAAAAAGUUUCAUAUUACUCCAGCCACUUACCUAAACUUGUCAAUUAGAACAAAAAUCGAGAAUCGGAGCAACACCUGAGGACAAUGGCUAAGGACAACAAGAACAAUAUGCGGAGAAAUUCCGGCUAAUUGGGCGAUUGUCCGCGCGGCUCUCGCGGCUGCCCUCAAAUCAAGGCGUCGCGGAAUGGACAUGUCGCGUGGCUAAUUCGCCGUUGUUUUGAUAGCGGUCCUCACACAGUCACCUUGAACACGAAUCUCAAUUGGCCGCCAAUUUACUCACACGGUAUAAUCUGAGCCCCGUUUCCGCCGUUAGCGCCAUUUCUGACACCUUCCGAUGUACUGUAGGCGCGAGAAAGUCGAGUGGACAGUAGGCUAGGGUUCGAAAAUUUUCACGGAGUGACCAUUGGAAGAAACGCGUUACGCGCAUAUUAAGUAUCUAUUCCAAAUUUUUCUGGAAAUCGUUAUUUCCUCUAGAGAGCAAAUCCUGAGAAAAAAAAAGAGAAUUUUCGAAAAUCUUGGAAUUCAACCAAAUUUCUUUCUUUUUGAAAAAUAGUUUUUUGUGAUCGAACUACGUGAGUGUAGUCAAGAAGUAUUUCAGUUGGAAGGAAUGGUGAAUAAAGUCUUGAAGUCACCAUUCUUCUGAAAUCUAGAAUAAUCCUAGGUCGGUGACAGAAGUCGUUAAGCCGCUAGUGUAUAAAGAUCAGAAUAACUAAGUAAGGAAGAAAAUAGGCAAAGUUGAAAUCCUUCUUCUCCAUCGGAACUUCUACCACCUAGCCUGAAGCUCAAACGGCUGAAAAGAGAAAAAAGGAGGAGCUACCGUAAUCGGCAGCUCCUUGCGAGAGCUUCGUCCGCAGGUGAGUUGUUCGAAAGGAUUGUUUAGCUUGCGUCGCAUCUGAAAUCUCAAAUUUCUUCGCUGGCGCGCUCCAUCCACGUCGUCCUCGCGUCUGUUUACCUGCGGAUCAUCAGUUUAUACAACGGAGUGGCGCUUCGAUUGGGGGAGAAAUGUUCCGGGAAGAAAUGCUCGAAUUGGCGGCCCGAUGA